CACGUCCCCAAUGCGGCUUCAUUUCCGUUUGUUCGCGCGAUCUGAGGGCCUCGCGUGGGGAGGGCAGCGUCCGGUGGAGGAACUUGGCCCGGCUCCCGUUGGGCGGGCGAACCCGAAAUCGGGGCUUGGACCCCAGGCGCCAGAUCCUGGAUCCUGAACAGCACCUUCUGUUGAGAGUCCAGAAGAGGAAAAGAUGGCUGUUAUACAUUCAGAAGCAAAGUCCAAGAGAUCAGUGAUGUUCAGGGAUGUUGCCAUUGACUUCUCUCAGGAAGAGUGGGAAUGCCUGGACUCUGCUCAAAGGGAUUUGUAUAGAGAUGUGAUGUUGGAGAACUAUAGUAACUUGGUGUCACUAGUAGGCUUUAUGAAGUUAUUGGUUGGUACACUGCCUUUGAGAACCCAAGUCUUGUGGAAAAGAGACUUCUGACUUGAGAAGAAAAGCAAGGGCUUUUCAGCACAAUAUCUCUAAGGAAUCCCACCUAAUCCCUACUCUUCUCUCUUUUGGCCUCUUAUGAU
Messenger RNA from Hyaena hyaena (striped hyena), 513 nucleotides. RefSeq names its product zinc finger protein 420-like. Bases 194 to 424 code for a protein of 76 amino acids. The transcript has 4 exons. Gene Ontology annotation, biological process: regulation of DNA-templated transcription. Lineage: Eukaryota; Metazoa; Chordata; Mammalia; Carnivora; Hyaenidae. The record is from RefSeq and is a predicted model, not a curated record.